Messenger RNA from Archocentrus centrarchus (flier cichlid), 3078 nucleotides. Its product is annotated as guanine nucleotide-binding protein G(olf) subunit alpha. Gene Ontology annotation, biological process: adenylate cyclase-activating dopamine receptor signaling pathway; sensory perception of chemical stimulus. The record is from RefSeq and is a predicted model, not a curated record. Gene Ontology annotation, cellular component: cytoplasm; heterotrimeric G-protein complex. Gene Ontology annotation, molecular function: G protein-coupled receptor binding; GTP binding; GTPase activity. NCBI's taxonomy places the organism in Eukaryota, Metazoa, Chordata, Actinopteri, Cichliformes, Cichlidae.
AAAAUGCAAAAUGACAUAUAGCAAAUGUCGGAGCAUUAUUCAUUCACAUUUUCGGCUCAAAUUCGGACCUGAAUCGCACCGCUGGAGCUCCAAUGUGACGAUGGCUCGUUAGGGCUGGUGGCACAACGGCGAUUUUUUUGAUAUUUUAAUUUAUGAAAAAUCACAUUCACAGACAGAUAUUGGUUUCAACAUGGGGCUGUGCUACAGUUUGCGUCCCCGGCUCUUCGGGGACCUGAGCGGCUCUAUCUCCAACGCUACCUCGGACUCGGACCAGCCUCCGGACGCCGCCGUGCCUACACGCGCCGGGGGAGCUCGCCAGGAAGAUACCGGGGGAUGCGGGGAGACUUCGUCGCUACGCGGCGGCCUGGUGCGCCCCGGGGACCCUGCCAGGCUCCCGGGCGGGGAGCACCGCCGUGGAGACACAGGUACAGACGGUGUGCUCAUACAAAACGGAGGUGGCGGAGGUGGAGGCAGCGGUAAAGGGACGGGGAAGGACCGCGGCCGACGCUUACAGCUGCUGCAAAAAACAAGCACCCAAAAGCAGAAAAACUGUGACAAAUUGCUGGUGGAGGAGAAGGAGGCCGAGAAGGAGGCGAAGAAAGUCAGUAAGAAUAUUGACAGGGUGCUGAAGGAGCUCAAACGGGAGUACAAACAGACGCAUCGGCUGCUGCUGCUCGGUGCGGGAGAGUCCGGAAAAAGCACCAUUGUGAAGCAGAUGAGGAUUCUACACGUCAACGGCUUCAACGCAGAGGAAAAGAAACAGAAAAUCCAAGAUAUUCGGAAAAACGUGAAAGAUGCCAUAGUGACUAUAGUGUCUGCGAUGAGCACUUUAAUACCCCCAGUCCCACUAGCCAACCCAGAGGACCAAUUCAGAAUCGAGUACAUCAAAAGCAUAGCACCCCUCUCUGACUUUGACUAUUCACAGGAGUUCUUUGAUCACGCAAAGAAACUGUGGGACGAUGAAGGAGUGAAAGCAUGCUUUGAGAGGUCCAAUGAAUACCAGCUCAUCGACUGUGCACAAUAUUUCCUGGACAGAAUUGAUUGUAGACAGAGCGACUACACACCAACGGACCAGGACCUGCUACGCUGCCGAGUGUUAACUUCAGGGAUUUUCGAGACGAGGUUCCAAGUAGAUAAAGUGAACUUUCACAUGUUUGAUGUUGGGGGCCAGAGAGAUGAAAGGAGAAAAUGGAUUCAGUGCUUUAACGAUGUCACUGCGAUCAUCUUCGUGGUGGCCAGCAGCAGCUACAACAUGGUAAAGGAAGACAAUAACACCAACAGGCUACGGGAAGCCCUGGACCUCUUCCGCAGUAUUUGGAACAACAGAUGGUUACGCACUAUAUCUGUCAUAUUAUUCCUGAACAAGCAGGACAUGCUGGCUGAGAAAGUACUAGCUGGAAAAUCCAAAAUUGAAGACUACUUCCCUGAAUAUGCUCGCUACACCAUACCAAAUGAAGCAACUCCUGAACCUGGUGAAGACCCGAGAGUGACGAGAGCGAAAUUUUUCAUCCGAGAUGAGUUUCUUCGGAUCAGCACUGCGAGCGGCGACGGCAGACACUACUGCUACCCCCACUUCACCUGCGCCGUUGACACAGAGAACAUCCGGCGGGUGUUCAACGACUGCCGGGACAUCAUCCAGAGAAUGCACCUGCGGCAGUACGAACUCUUGUGAUGGGAGACUGACUCUGUCAACCUUCUGUUUAUUUUUGUUUUUUUUUUUCCCUCCACCAUUCUGCAUCCUUGACGAACCUUUCCUCCUCCUCCUCCCUGACUCUUCACCCUGCGCCUCCAGAAGAAACCUACCCUGACCGCCCCUCCUGUCGAGGACUAUAAAGUACUACUGAAGUGUGUCAAAUCCUCUUCCUCUUUUUAACUUCUUAGCUUUUUUUUGUACUACCUUUUUUUUUUGUUUUGUUUUUUUUCUCUCUGAGACUCAUCCCCAUUUCACAGAUUUAAAAGGAAAGCUGGGGAACAAAGUUGUGUGCCGCUUCUUUUUUUUUUUUUUUUUUUUUCUUCUUUUAAUCCUUCCUUUUUGAAUGCCUUGAUUUUUGUCAUUCCACUAAGCCUUGGGCUACCUCCUUUUUAUUUUAUUUUAUUUUUUUUGCCCCUUCGUGUCCUGUUUUUGGCUUCGUCAUUGGACUUGGACUGGUGGGUGUGGACACAUAAAACACACCUAGAGGACCUCAAUGAAGAGGCUGUGUGUGUGUGUGCGUGUGACUAAUGAAGAGAAGGAGGAAUGCCAUGUGAACGAGUGUAUGUGCCCCCCCCCCUUUUUUUUUUCCCCGUCACCCUGCCUCCACCCUCUCUGACCGCCUUCUUCUCCCCGCGUUGAAGACGACUGGACAGAGGGGAACCGAAUGGCUGAAGAGAUAAAUGCACUUUGCAUCAGGUUCCUUAACUUUUUGUUGUUGAUUUUUUUUUUUUUUCUCCAGAGGAAGCAUACACACAAUGUAGCAUCACAAUAUUUAUUACCCUGUCACCCUGCUUGCCGAGCUGCAGGGCGGACCGAGCAGCCGAGAAGACGUGUGGAGCGAAAGAUUAAAGGUGGGAGGGGGCAGGAAUUACGUUGAAGACGGAUUUAAAUGAAGGAAAAGGGACUGAGCUCUCUGCAACUUAGCCCUGUUGCCUCCACGGACUCGGACCUGCCUCCUUUUUCCACACAAACCCUCCUUUUAGCAUAGAGAUACUGAUGGGGAGGAGGGUGGGUGGGAUGGGAGAGAAAAAAAAAUGUAUUCUUUUUUUUUUUUUCGUUUUGUUAACUUGUACACUGUGCAAGGUUGAAUUAUCCUGUACAGACUGUAAAAUGUAAUAUUAUUUUGUACAACUUAAUUGAAAGAAAAACAAAUCUACUUGUAGAUCUUUGUGCCUUGAUUAUGGCUGUACCUGUAAAUGAGCUCAGAUGUAAGUAUGUUUUCAACUGCGCUGUACAGCUUGAUGUCAAACUCUAUCGGCAGCGAAAGACUGCAGGUAGGGGACUUUCUCUGUAGAGUUUAGUUUUUUCUGGUUUAUAAAAAAAAAAAAAAAAGGAAAUGCUGUUUAGUAAAAAAUAAAAAAUAGGGAAAAAAUCCUAAAAACCUG